GCUAGACCGAUAGUGGAGGUUCUUGUGGAAAACAAGCCGAGUCUUUUGUGAGACGGCUGAGCUGAGACACAGCACACAGGGAGCUCCUUCUUACUUCAGCAAAUCCAGCAAUCCAGCUCCUGUGAUCAUGUUCUAGCACCCUCUUGUGGCACAUAAGGACAUGGUGAUCUCAAUCUGCCAGGCUGUGGUCACUUAUGUGCUCCUUCUGUGGUUUGUAAGAGUGACUGAUGGGAUGCCUGACCCUGCUCAGAGGGACCUGCUGAUGCGUCAGGAGGCAUCCAGACAGACGGGAGGCCGGGUGGCGUUGACAGCGGCCGAGCAGAAGCUGGACGCUUACCUCCAUCAGUUAAAGGAGAAAGAGAUGUCUGCUGCACAGUUCCCCCCAGCUCUACACUACUUCAAAGCAAAGCCUCACAUCCAGAAGAGUUCAAUCUUCAAACUGCUGCAGAAGAUGCCUAAAGGUGCAGCCCUCCACAUCCACAGCUCCUCUCUGGUCAGUGUUGAGUGGCUGGUUAAAAACGUCACCUACAGGCCACACUGCUACAUCUGCUUCACGUGGGACAACUCGGUCCGCUUCUUGUUCUCCGACCGCCAGCCUUUCCCGCGGUGGGACUGCUUCUACUGGCAGCUGCUUGAGACCCUGAGAGCCAAAAUAGGAGACCCUAAAGGCUUUGAUAACAGUUUAAUGCAGCACCUUACACUAUUUACCGAGGAUCCAGAUGGGGAGUACCCAAGCCAAGAUGUGGUUUGGGAGAAGUUUGAGAAAGCUUUUAUCGCAGCCGCUGGACUAAUCACUCAUGCCCCAGUACUGAAAGACUAUUUUUAUAAGGGCCUAGGGGAGCUUCAGCUUGACAACAUCAUGUAUCUGGAACUUAGAAGUGGCCUCUCAAGGACGUAUGAGCUUGAUGGAACCAUUCACAAUAAGGUCUGGACUCUGAAAACAUUUCAGGAAGUUACAAAGAAGUUUAUAGCAGAUCAUCCAGACUUUCUCGGGGCUCGUAUCAUCAUUUCUGUUCACAGGGCUCUGGGUGUAUCUGAGGUCAAAGCGGCCGUGAAAGAGGCCAUUCAGCUGCAAAAGGACUUCCCAGAUGUUGUUGCAGGAUUUGACAUGGUUGGCAGGGAGGACAGUGGGAGGACUCUUUGGUACUUCAGGGAGGCACUUUCUCUGCCAACUGAACUCGGUGUCACGCUGCCAUACUUCUUUCACGCAGGGGAGACGGAUGAUGAAGGCACCGACGUAGAUCAAAACAUUCUUGACGCCCUUCUCUUCAACACCACACGCAUUGGCCACGGCUACGCCUUGGCACACCAUCCACUUGCCAAAGAGCUUUCUAGGAAAAGAAAUGUGGCUGUGGAGCUGUGCCCCAUCUCAAACCAGGUGCUGAAGCUGGUAUCGGACCUUAGGAACCACCCCGCAGCUGUGCUGAUGUCUGAAGGCCACCCGAUGGUGAUCAGCUCUGAUGAUCCGUCCCUGUUCGGCACCACAGGCCUCUCCUACGACUUCUAUGAAGCCUUUGUCGGCAUCGGAGGGUUGAAAGCAAACCUGGGCACUCUGAAAGAGCUGGCUGUUAACUCUAUCAGGUACAGCUCCCUGCCAGCUCAACUGAAAGACACAGGUUACGCCAUGUGGCAGAGAAAAUGGGAUGCCUUCAUUGUUGAUCAGUCAUGACGGCGACACAAACAGAUCCUGUUUGCUUUACUUUAGCACUAUUAUGUAAAGACAUAAUUUAAGUCAAACAUAUUGGCCAUUAGCGCCUUCAUUUAAAUUCAAUGCGACAUGCUUCACUGGAACUACUGUUUGUCUGUAAAGAAUAGGCUGAAAAGAGUUUAACGUACCCUGAGGGAUGUUUUGUCUGAUAUAGAAAGGAAGGUUGGUGUGUUAAACUCUCAGGGAGUUUUGUUCUUUUUUUUUUAAACGAACUUUACAUUAAACUUGCGUGCUGAUGAGAAAAACGAUCGGUAGGUCAUUUAGGAUGCUCUGGGGAGUAUUCAAAAUCAUCCACAGCAUGACAGAAUUUCACACAAAAACUAACAGAAAAUAAUAUGAGCACCCUUUUGUACUCAAUAUUUUGUGUCACAAUGAUAAAUUACAAAUAAAAAAAACUAAGAAUAAAAUAAAAA
Molecule: messenger RNA, 2121 nt
Organism: Dicentrarchus labrax (European seabass)
Lineage: Eukaryota; Metazoa; Chordata; Actinopteri; Moronidae
Gene: ada2b
Product: adenosine deaminase 2b
Exons: 10
Coding region: 161-1669 (502 amino acids)
Biological process (GO): inosine biosynthetic process; adenosine catabolic process
Molecular function (GO): adenosine deaminase activity
Source: RefSeq, a predicted model, not a curated record